This is a messenger RNA of Abrus precatorius (Indian licorice), 954 nucleotides long. RefSeq names its product putative glucose-6-phosphate 1-epimerase. The record is from RefSeq and is a predicted model, not a curated record. The transcript has 8 exons. Gene Ontology annotation, molecular function: isomerase activity; carbohydrate binding. The coding region runs from base 1 to 954 and encodes 317 amino acids. Gene Ontology annotation, biological process: carbohydrate metabolic process. NCBI's taxonomy places the organism in Eukaryota, Viridiplantae, Streptophyta, Magnoliopsida, Fabales, Fabaceae.
AUGUCACGAGAAAUGGUUUACGUGCAACAGUGUAUGGGCGUUAAUGGCCUCGAGAAGGUCAUUCUUCGAGAAGUCCGUGGCUUCUCCGCUGAGGUAUAUCUAUACGGUGGUCAGGUUACCUCCUGGAAGAACGAACUUGGGGAAGAAUUGCUCUUUGUCAGCAGAAAGGCUAAUUUUAUGCCUCCAAAAUCCAUACGUGGAGGGAUUCCAAUAUGCUUUCCUCAAUUUUCAAAUCAUGGCUCUCUUGAGCAACAUGGAUUUGCAAGGAAUAGGUUUUGGACUUUGGAUCCUAAUCCCCCGCCAUUUCCAACCAAUAGUAACAACAAAGCUUUCAUUGAUUUGAUUCUUAAGCACUCAGAAGAUGGUACAAAGAAUUGGCCUCACAGAUAUGAGUUUCGCCUGAGGAUAGCUUUGGGACCCGCGGGAGAUCUGAUGUUGACAUCCCGUAUUCGAAACACAAACACAGAUGGCAAAUCAUUUACCUUCACAUUUGCCUAUCAUACAUACUUAUAUGUUACUGACAUCAGUGAAGUGCGAAUUGAAGGACUAGAGACACUCGAUUAUCUGGACAACUUGAAGAAUAGAGAACGAUUUACUGAACAAGGGGAUGCUAUAACAUUUGAGUCUGAAGUGGACAAAGUGUACUUAAGCACACCCACAAAGAUUGCUAUAAUAGACCAUGAAAGGAAGAGAACUUUUGUAUUGCGUAAAGAUGGGCUUCCUGAUGCCGUGGUAUGGAACCCGUGGGACAAGAAAGCAAAAACCAUAUCUGAUUUCGAAGACAAUGAGUACAAACAUAUGCUUUGUGUUCAGGCUGCUUGUGUAGAGAAAGCAAUUACUCUUAAACCUGGUGAAGAGUGGAAAGGAAGGCAAGAACUAUCUGCAGUUCCUUCAAGUUAUUGUAGUGGUCAACUUGACCCCCGGAAAGUACUAUUUAGCUAUGGUGCCUUCUAA